Diospyros lotus (date-plum) is the source of this 783-nucleotide messenger RNA. Its product is annotated as protein FAR1-RELATED SEQUENCE 3-like. The record is from RefSeq and is a predicted model, not a curated record. NCBI's taxonomy places the organism in Eukaryota, Viridiplantae, Streptophyta, Magnoliopsida, Ericales, Ebenaceae. Bases 1 to 783 code for a protein of 260 amino acids. Gene Ontology annotation, biological process: regulation of DNA-templated transcription. The transcript has 6 exons. Gene Ontology annotation, molecular function: zinc ion binding.
AUGAGUGACAUAGAAAAUCAUACUGUCCUUGCGGAAUCAUUUGAAGAUAAUGAGAGAACUUUGGUUGAUAAUGAGCAAAUUAUUGAAGAUAAUGAAUGUCCUGCAUUAAACAACGAAUUGCUAGAAGAUGACAAUGAGCUUAUCCCUAAUGUUGGAAUGAAGUUCAAUGACGAGAAGGAAGUUUUUGAAUUUUAUAAAAGAUAUGCUUACCAUGUGGGUUUUCUUGUUAAAAGAAGGAGUUCAAAGAAGGGAGAUGAUGGGCAGCUUGAAGUGAAUGACAUAACUAGAAUUCCAUUACACAAAAGUUUUAACUCAACUAUUGUUGAAGCUGGUGGAUAUGAGAACUUGACAUUUGUGGAAAAGGAUUGCAGGAAUUACACUGAUCAGCAAUUUGUUGAACAAUAUGAGUGGGCAAUGAGGUGUAAGGUAGAAAAAGAGUUUCAGGCUGACAUUAAGUCAUUUUCUCAAAUGAUCCCAUCUGCAUUGAAGUAUCCCAUGGAGAAACAAUUUCAAGAAGUCUACACAAUGGAAAAAUUCAAGGAGAUUCAAGAAGAGUUCAUUGGGACGAUGUAUUGCACGAUUGUGUCUGCUAAAGAGGGAUCGUUGGGUACGAGUUGUCACAUGUUUGAGUUUAAGGGAAUAAUUUGUAGACAUGUUGUGACAAUAUUGAUCCACAAUGGUGUCAUAUCAAUUCCUAAGAGAUGGAAGCUUCAGGUGGAAUCCAAAAUCUUUUCAGCUGCUUCCAAUAACUUGACAAAGGACAUGCAAGAGCAGUUAAUGUAA